GCGUAACGUCUGCGGGGAUCCGUCCCUAGGUAACGGUAACUAUGUGUGACGUCUUUUCAUGGUGACAGAAAAUCAAAAGACAAGAUAUGGUCGACUAGUCGGCUAAAUAACGGUGCUUUUUAUAUUUUUAUUUUAACAAAAUGGAUUGGAGUUUGAAUACAAUAUAGCAGAAGUUGUAGAUUGGUGACUCUGCCGGACAGGAAGUGAUGGACUUCCGGUGGGGGAGGAGCCGGGGUGAGGAGGGCAUCGCCGUGGUGAUAAACUUCCUGCUGGCUAAUGCCCGAUUGGUCCUGGGAGUGGGAGGGGCCGCGGUGCUGGGCAUCGCUACGUUGGCUGUCAAGAGGUUGAUAGAACGCGCGGGCCGAGCGGCGGAGGACGAGAAGGUGGAACAGAAGAUGUCAGAGAGCUGGGAGGAGCUUGGCUUAGUCUCCGCCUCCCCCAAGUCCAUAAGGAAGGGGCUGGAGAGUGUGGUCAUGAAACAUGUCGCCAAGGCAACCAAACCACAGAAAGCUGACCUGUGCCAACCCCAUCCUCUCUCUCCUCUCUCUCUAGCUGACCUGUGCCAACCCCAUCCUCUCUCUCCUCUCUCUCUAGCUGACCUGUGCCAGCCCCAGCAGCAGAAGUCUAGUCUAAAUGAGAAGCCUGUCAAUGCAGCAGAGCCCCAGAGACCCAAGAGCCUACAGCUGUCUCUCACCCUGCAG
Messenger RNA from Oncorhynchus tshawytscha (Chinook salmon), 701 nucleotides. RefSeq names its product mitochondrial dynamics protein MID51-like. Gene Ontology annotation, biological process: mitochondrion organization; positive regulation of mitochondrial fission. The record is from RefSeq and is a predicted model, not a curated record. Lineage: Eukaryota; Metazoa; Chordata; Actinopteri; Salmoniformes; Salmonidae. Gene Ontology annotation, cellular component: mitochondrial outer membrane.